UUGAAUGACUGAUUAAAGACUAAAACCCUAAAACUCCUGUAUUUUACGCCGCUUUCAUUCUCUUUUUUUCUCUUUUGUUUUCAAUUUUUCCCCAUUAAAAUUGGUGAUUCAAACUCAUUAAUCUUUCAUCUCCAGAUAGUAGAGUCUGUUGGAUAUACCAUUCCAUAGUUACCUCCAAGCCUGGAAUUCUAGGCGUUUUUCGAGCUUUUAAUUUCUCUCUGCUCAAUCUCUUACCAUGGCGGCGGUAGAAGUUGCAGUCCCAGUUGAGACUCCCGAUCCUUUGCAAAAUGAGGUCAAGCUUUUCGGUCGAUGGAGCUUUGACGAUGUCACUGUCCAUGACAUUGCUUUGGCUGAUUACAUCGGAGUGACUGCAGUUAAGCAUGCCACGUACGUCCCUCACACUUCUGGAAGAUAUCAAAUGAAGCGUUUCAGGAAAGCUCAGUGCCCUAUUGUUGAAAGGUUGACCAAUUCUCUCAUGAUGCACGGACGCAACAAUGGAAAGAAGCUGAUGGCUGUUCGCAUUAUUAAGCAUGCCAUGGACAUCAUCCAUCUCUUGACUGACUUGAACCCCAUUCAAGUAGUAGUUGAUGCCAUCAUUAACAGUGGACCCAGAGAAGAUGCAACCAGAAUUGGUUCUGCUGGUGUUGUGAGGCGUCAAGCUGUUGAUAUCUCUCCACUAAGGCGUGUUAAUCAGGCAAUCUAUCUUCUUACUACUGGUGCUCGUGAGAGUGCUUUCAGGAACAUCAAGACCAUUGCUGAGUGCCUUGCUGAUGAACUCAUCAAUGCUGCCAAGGGUUCAUCCAACAGUUAUGCUAUCAAGAAGAAAGAUGAAAUUGAAAGAGUUGCCAAGGCCAACCGUUAAGUUAGGGACUAUGUUUAAACACACUGGGAUUUUUGUUGCUUCUUUUUUUGGAUUUGUACUCUAUGGAUCUUAUAUAAGAAUCAAAGAUGUCCUAGAGGUAUCUUUUUUUUCUUUCUCUCGGUGUGAGCAACCUCGCUUUUACGGUUGGAUUGAUAUACAUUUCUUUGGGAUGAGUAUGUAGAGUUAAAAUUAAUGUACCUUCAGAUCAAUUUUUAUCAUGCUCUCAAUCA
Messenger RNA from Chenopodium quinoa (quinoa), 1092 nucleotides. Its product is annotated as 40S ribosomal protein S5-like. The record is from RefSeq and is a predicted model, not a curated record. Gene Ontology annotation, cellular component: ribosome; cytosolic small ribosomal subunit. Gene Ontology annotation, biological process: ribosomal small subunit assembly; translation. Gene Ontology annotation, molecular function: structural constituent of ribosome; mRNA binding; rRNA binding. Bases 236 to 862 code for a protein of 208 amino acids. The transcript is spliced from 5 exons. Lineage: Eukaryota; Viridiplantae; Streptophyta; Magnoliopsida; Caryophyllales; Amaranthaceae.